Messenger RNA from Aedes aegypti (yellow fever mosquito), 1545 nucleotides. It is a transcript of the gene GlcAT-I, whose product is annotated as galactosylgalactosylxylosylprotein 3-beta-glucuronosyltransferase I. NCBI's taxonomy places the organism in Eukaryota, Metazoa, Arthropoda, Insecta, Diptera, Culicidae. Gene Ontology annotation, cellular component: Golgi membrane. The record is from RefSeq and is a predicted model, not a curated record. The transcript has 3 exons. Gene Ontology annotation, molecular function: galactosylgalactosylxylosylprotein 3-beta-glucuronosyltransferase activity. The coding region runs from base 264 to 1226 and encodes 320 amino acids. Gene Ontology annotation, biological process: chondroitin sulfate proteoglycan biosynthetic process; carbohydrate metabolic process.
UUUGACGUUUUCAUUCAUCUCUUGCAGAUCGAUGAAUGGGAACGUAAACAAAAAUUUGCCUUCGUGGUUCGGCUUCAGUAGUAAAACUUUGCACUCGUGGGAAAAAAAUCGCUUCGCGGCUGCUUCCGUAAAAAGAUGUGAGAAACCAUCAGUGCAGCUUCUGCCCGUCCACGUAGAUUAUUAUAUUCCGAAACUGUGUUAAAUAAUUGAAAGAAUUAUUUCAAAUCGCUGUCUGAUAGAGUACCUAAAAGAAUAUCACCACAAUGAACCAAGAAAUCCGCAUAAAAACGAAGCACUUUUACGCCUUGCUGGUGAUAUUAGGCUUCCUGCUGAUUUAUAGCUUAAGUUCGAACCGAGGCUGUGAUAGCACCACCGAUCAAACGCAACUGGAUCGGCGAGCCUUCCAGGAGAACCGGGAGGCCUUCAUUCCGAACCAGAAGGGACCAACCAUUUACGCCAUCACGCCAACGUAUGCGAGACCCGUGCAAAAAGCGGAACUGACCAGGUUAUCACACGUAAUUCGCCUUGUGCCGAAUGUAUUUUGGGUGAUCGUUGAGGAUGCCGAGCACACAACCACCCUAGUCACGAACCUCCUGAGGCGAAGUGGCCUGCAAGACCGAAGCGUUCAACUGUCUGCCAAGACACCUACAAAUUUCAAACUGCAAGGCAAAGAUCCCAACUGGCUUAAGCCACGUGGUGUGGAACAACGCAACAAAGCCCUGGAAUGGGUGAGACAGCACAUGACUGAGAAUGGAGGGCGGGAACGACAUUCUGUGGUCUAUUUUAUGGAUGACGAUAACACUUACAGUACAGAACUGUUCGCAGAGAUUUCAAAAAUCGAGAGAAAUAAGGUUGGCGUAUGGCCGGUUGGAUUGGUUGGGGGUUUAAUGGUCGAAAAGCCCGUCCUCAACCGAGACGAAAUAGUCCUUGGAUUCAACAGUGCUUGGCGUCCGGAGAGACCAUUUCCUCUGGACAUGGCUGGAUUUGCCAUUAGCUCUGAUUUGCUUUUGGACAAUCCGCAAGCCCAGUUCAGCUACGAAGUGGAACGUGGCUAUCAGGAGAGUGAAAUCCUUCGUCAUCUAACCAUUGUUCACGAAAUGCAGCCGUUGGCAAACAAGUGCACUGAAGUCCUCGUGUGGCAUACGCGGACAGAAGCACCGAAACUCGAUGCCGAGAAGCAACUUGUAAAGUCUGGGAAGCACUCCGAUACCGGAUUAGAGGUGUAAGCAUAGUCUAAGACGAAUCCAAUAAUGAUUUUGUCAGAACUGACUCAAAACAAGUGUGGCUUAUGAAAAUGUUCAACAUAAUACUUGUGAAACACUCGUAACUUACGAAGAAUCAUUUUUAUUAGUAUAAUUUUGCUAAGCAAUUUUUCCUGUCCGUAUAAUUUGUGUGUUGCUCAUUUACGAAGCAGUAUUAAAUUAUUUGGUAGACAUAGUUGUACAUGAUAUUACAGACAAAGAACUCUACGUAACGCUAAACCGAUUAUUAGGUGAACAAGAAUUACAGAAAGAUAAAAAAAUGUCCAUUCGACAACUUUUGCAU